This is a messenger RNA of Sceloporus undulatus (fence lizard), 1700 nucleotides long. It is a transcript of the gene GPR34, whose product is annotated as G protein-coupled receptor 34. Gene Ontology annotation, molecular function: G protein-coupled purinergic nucleotide receptor activity. Gene Ontology annotation, biological process: G protein-coupled receptor signaling pathway. The record is from RefSeq and is a predicted model, not a curated record. Bases 154 to 1281 code for a protein of 375 amino acids. The transcript is spliced from 2 exons. Gene Ontology annotation, cellular component: membrane. NCBI's taxonomy places the organism in Eukaryota, Metazoa, Chordata, Lepidosauria, Squamata, Phrynosomatidae.
CAAGGAGUGAGGAAAGGUUCAAGAACAUAUUUCGUCACUAACAUAAAAGAAAACCACAGACUAUAAAUGAACAUGUAAAGAUGAACACUGAAGUGAACGGCUAAAAAAAAUAAUUGACUUUCAUAUUAAACGCACAGGAAAAACCUGAGUAAGAUGGAUGCUUCCAAAUUUCUGAAUUUUUCUCUUGUGGAAAGAGACUUCAAAGACAGCCAGAAUCAGACUGGAAAUAUGUUCACAGAAAUACAAAAUGUUACAGACUGUGUUACUACAGCAGAGAAAUCACUCUCUUUGGUGUUGAUAUUUUCAUAUUCAAUAAUUUUUGUCAUUGGACUGGUUGCCAAUGUUACUGCCUUGUACGUUUUUCUGUCUACUCACGGCAAGAACUCUAUUCAGAUUUAUUUACUUAAUGUUGCUAUUGCAGACCUCCUACUGAUUUUCUGCCUGCCGUUCCGAAUAUUCUAUCAUGCUACUCAAAACACGUGGCUAUUAGGGCUGACCUUCUGUAAGAUUAUAGGAAACCUAUUCUAUAUGAACAUGUACAUCAGCAUAGUACUACUGGGACUGAUUAGUCUGGACCGUUAUAUAAAAAUUAAUAGAACUGUACAGCGUGCUAAAGUUCUAACAACAAAACAAAGCAUAUAUAUUUGUUGUACACUAUGGACUGUAGCAAUUACAGGAUUUACAAUUAUGGUGGUUCAGUCUACCAGGAAGGAUGAAAAAAACCCUACAAAGUGUUUUCAUUACAGAGGAAAACAGAAUGCAAAAAUGGAAGCAGGUUUGAAUUAUAUUCUUGUUAUAAUAUUUUGGAUUGUCUUCAUUCUAUUGAUUCUGUCAUAUAAUAAAAUUGCAACCAAUCUUCUCAAAAUGUCUAAGAAGAGAACAAGGUUCCCCAGUACUGGAAAGUAUAUUGCUAUUGCAAGGAACUCUUUUAUAAUACUUAUCAUUUUCACAUUGUGUUUUGUACCUUACCAUCUAUUCCGAUUUAUUUACAUCACUACACAACUACAAGAUACCUCCUGUUACUGGAAGCAAAUCAUUCACAAAUGCAAUGAAGUUAUGCUACUCUUUUCAGCCUUCAACAGUUGUUUAGAUCCAGUUAUGUAUUUUUUAAUGUCCAGAAGCAUCCGUAAAACUGUACUGCGACUGAUUUGCAAACGACUUAGUAUAGAGCCUAACAUCAGUGAGAGUACUUCAGAAACAAAACAAAGACAUUCUCCUCAUGAUAAUCUGCAAAACCCAAACUAUCAUUCUAGAAUAUGUUUUCUUAAAAAUGUGAGAUAACAAAUUAACAGUACAAUGCUAUAAAAGUCCACUCAGGUGCAGUUCCCAUAAGGUUUAAUGGGGCUUACUCCCAGAUAAAUGGGUGGUAAGUUAUAGCUUAAAAGGUCAUCUCAACAUAAAUUAAAUGUCUAAUGAAGGUCAAGAGGAAUCUGCACUCUUAACUCUACUACUGCAUUCACAUAACACAUCUGGAAGAUAUUUUAAAAAGGGGAAUUGUAGCCAUAUCAAUAACAACCAUAACAACAGUAUGUAACUAUGUAACAUGUAUGUAAUUAUUUUUGCUAGCCAUUUUUUCUGAAUAACACAUCUGGGUAAUUGAACUUUAUAGUAUGCUUUUAAAUUAAAAGUUAAUUGUGUCAAUGGAUUCUUAACUGUUUUAUUUCUAUUGGUAAGACUGAUAGGAGAGUUAUAAUAAAUAA